Messenger RNA from Coniosporium apollinis CBS 100218, 1965 nucleotides. RefSeq lists its product as uncharacterized. The record is from RefSeq and is a predicted model, not a curated record. NCBI's taxonomy places the organism in Eukaryota, Fungi, Ascomycota, Dothideomycetes. Bases 1 to 1965 code for a protein of 654 amino acids. The transcript has a single exon.
AUGUUUGUCCGUCUGUUACGACACUCACGACAGAUCUUGCCCGAGGCGGUUGGAAGUGUGGCAGAGAUUGUAAGGUUUCAUCUUAACCAAGCGUCUGAGAAGAGCUUGCCCCAGCUCACUCUUCUCUACAAUCGCGCUCUAUCUCUACUAUCUGCUCCGACGUCUCUGGAACCAUUUCGCUUCUCCCAGCUGCUGAAGAGAGUGCAGUUCGACGUCCUGAGAGCGAUGGAUGAAAGCGAUCCAGCAAUUCCAAUAAACCAGGAGGGCUACAGGGCAAUCGCACGCACCCAACUGGCUCAGAAAAAGAUGCCAAAUGAACAGGAAUGGGCCAGACUGAAAGCAAAGUCGUGGCCGCCAUUCAAACAGGAGCGGACGGGCGUAGACGUGGAGAAAGGUGUCGAGCUUGGCAUAUCAGGAGCUGCGAAAGCGCUACAGUACAUGCAGGAGACGGGUUAUCCGGCGGCGUCAUGGGAUCAAAGAGCCAAAAUCUACGCCGGGUGGGACAUCGAUGGAAGCCCUACCAUCCAGACAAGGAAGAUGAUGCCCAAGAUGCCGUCCGCGCCUCCUCAAGAGCCAGUCAAUGAGCGGACGAAGCAAGCACAGUUACAUCGGGUACAGCUGGACAUCUGGGCCGCCAGGAUAGAAGCGACACGGACGCUGGAAGAGGCGUGGGCUAGCUUCUUGGCCUACGAGGAUACCAGUCUGCCCGCGGAUCAAGAAGUGUACCUUGCCAUGUACAAAAAGAUACACUAUGACGAGAAGCGCCGCCAAGCUGAGAGCCACGAACAAGACGAAACCUCGAUUGCAUUAGAGAUGGACGAGGUCUUACCAGGAGAUGGGAAGGAGGUCUUCGCCAGCUCCGAGUCGCCUCAGGAACGAAUCUAUGUCCGAGCACCUCCACCGUCGCUCCACACGUUCUUCGACCAUCUGAUGGCUAAAGGUUUCGAACUGAACCGCGAUUGCCAGAUAUCCCUCAUUAUGUAUGCGCCUUCCCUGGAAGCAGGCAUCAAGGCCAUCGUAGAAUCCCGCAACGCACACGUUAGCUGCUUCAUGCUGCGGUCGGCGCAGGAUGUCGAGAUAGCACGGAACGGACGCCAUCGGCUGGUGCUGUCCGCCAUUGUCGGUCUCCUCUGCCGCUUCAGGUACAUGAAACGGCUGCCUUACCUCAACCAGGCGUUCCUGCAGCAGUUGAGCCUGCCGCCCGCUCUGUUUGGAUCACGACUCAAUUUCGACCAUCCAAUGCACCAUGUCGAUCGGCUGAUGCGCCUGACGAAUUCAACGCACCGACCGACCUGGAACAUCAUCCUGAGCCUCUUCGCGUCGAACCAGCAUUUCGUCCGCCAGCUGGACGGCACAGCGCUUGACUCGAUCCGCAGGGUUGUCACGCGCAUGAAAGCGCUGGGCCUCGAUCUUGACGCUUACGGCCUCCAAUCCAUCUGCCGCGCCUUAGAGCAUCUUGCCGCCGACCCCGCCGCCAGCAGCCCCACGAGGAACGCCGCAUGCUCGCAAUAUCUGCGCCGCCUCUUUGUCGAGCUCUUCGGCGGCACGCACGCUGACGAGCCUCUGAUCCAGCCCUUCGACACGUUAGACUCAGACAUGCAACAGGUGCCCCUACCGCGCCUCCUCGCGACACCCAGGCCCGCGCUCCUGCACCCGUACGCGCGCGCUCUAGGCGCCUUGGAGGACUAUGAGGGCCUGCUCAGUCUGGCGCAGUGGAUGGUGCAGUAUAAACCUGAGUUGCUGGACGCGGUGGGGGAUUCGGCGAGCAGGGAUCGCCUGAUGAGGCGGACGUUGGUUGCUGUGAGGUUUUAUCUUGAGGGGUCGGCGGAGGCGCCGAGGGAGGUGGUGGAGCUUGCGAGGGGGUGGUUGGAGAAGUUGGAGGAGUGGGGCGGGUGGCAGGAGAGCGAGGAUGUGGAGGUGUAUGCUAGGGUUGGGGCGGGGCGUGCACAAAGGAAGAAACAAUGA